Molecule: messenger RNA, 1389 nt
Organism: Ilex paraguariensis (yerba mate)
Lineage: Eukaryota; Viridiplantae; Streptophyta; Magnoliopsida; Aquifoliales; Aquifoliaceae
Source: the annotation of a GenBank genome assembly
AUGCUACUUCAUGCUUUCAUUUCUUCUCUCUUCUUUUAUCCCCACAUAGCAUUCUCUACCAGUGACCUUCGCUUUCAGAAUUGCGGUUCUACCAAUAACUACACAACGAAUUCGAUCUUCUCCACCAACCUCUUCCAAGCACUCGACAAUCUCAGUAAGUACACCGCCUUAACCGGUUAUAAUGCCACCACCACAGGCAACUUAACUGGAGAAUCAGUGACUGCGCUCGCUCUUUGUCGCGGUGGCUUAGCCCCAUCAGGCUGCCAAAACUGUAUCACCGAUGCCUUGUCGGGUAUUCAAGCUGCAUGUCCAAAUCAAACAGCAGCCCAAGUUUGGUUUGACAACUGCACUAUCAGGUAUUCUGGCAAGAAAUUCCUAAACAAGGUAGAUGAUUCGGUCAUCGUCAAUUUCGGUGACUGGCGCCUCGGUCCUGAUCCAGAUUCUUUUAAAGAAAGUGCCCUAUUAUUAGUCCAAACUCUAUCAUCACAAGCUGCUGUAGCAGAGAAGAAAUAUUCAGUGGGGAGAACCAAUAUAACACACAACUUGAUGCUUUAUGGCUAUGUUGAUUGCACUCGUGAUCUUGACAACACAGGUUGCACAAAAUGUGUUCUGACCGCAAUAGACGCGAUAAAGUUAAGUUGUUUGUCAAAAUGGUUUUGUUGGAUCUUGACUCCCAGCUGUAAUGUCCAAUUCAAUGUGGAUCCAGUGCACCAGGACUGGCCUAAUGCCCCGUUUGUCAGCAGUUUUAUGUUAAUGGCGCCACCACCUGCAACCCUAACAGUUAAUAGUACUCGAGGUGGUAGAGGCAAGGGAUUGAAGAUCAAAGUUUCCGUUGGGGUGGUUACGACAGUUAUUCUGGCGGUUGGGAUUCUUGUUAUGAAGGCAAGGAAGAGAGGGAUGAGAAUGGACCCCAAAAGCCGUGGCAAUGAAAUUGAAGAAGCUGAGGAGUUGAUGAAGAGAGGAGGAGUAGGGAUGAGAAAGUUUAUGUAUGAUUUACAUCAGCUGGUUGUUGCAACCGAUAAUUUUUCUACAUCUAAUCGGCUGGGUAGGGGAGGAUUUGGUAUCGUUUACAAGUUUUGGGGCGGUGACGACCACGAGCAUCAUGCUCCUAAGUUUAUAAUGUCCAGCAAAGACGAGAGCUCUCACUCGUCUUUCUCAGAGUCUCCCUGCACUCUCAGACUCUCUUCGUUGGUGGAGCGUCCCUUUUUCUCAACCUCACUUUCUUUCCUCCUCUUCUUCCUGUCUCUUACUUUACUCUUCCUCUUCCCAUCUCUACCUCCAGAUUCCCCUAAAACCCCUCACGCAACAUCCAAACCUCCAGAUUCCUCUGUGAACAACUUGAUUUCUCAAAAAGAAAUGGAUCUUCUCAGUUCAACAGACUCCCAUUAA